AUGAUCAUCACCCUUUUCCUAUCUUCAAAUCUGUUGCAGAAAGCUAAGAACGAGAUAUUGGCAGAAUUUCAAGGAAAAGAACCAGCCAACAUUUUCGAGAGAAUACGGUAUAUAUUCGUAUUUAACACAACGCAAACUCUGAUGAGACUUGACAGUGUUCUUGCCUCCUUCAAUUCUGAUUCAAAUGAUCUACACACUAUCUUUGUACCAUUGGUGAAGACCUAUGCGACAACAUAUGAAGCACUUACACAGUCCCAGCCCGUAACUUGCACUGUAACAGGAACAAAAUUUGACCCUGUUCCCCCUCCCAAUAUUGUCAUCCUCGACGUCUCUGCCUAUGCGCACCUUCAAGCUACACGCUCCAUUACCGGCCACGCAGUCCCAAUCGUCUCAUGGGUAACAGGACAUGCCUCGUCAGCCAUCCGCCUUUUUGGACCUGCGGACAGGGGCGGGCAUGGUGACCUCGGCGCACGUAGCGCAGAAUGGGCACUCCAAACAGGGGCUUCGCUCGAGGAUAUCGGCGAUUCGACGAAGGGGACGGUGGUGAGGAUCCCCGGUGUACCACCGAUGUAUGAUUGGGAGUUCUUUCCUCAGGAUGUAUGUGCUGCUAAGUUACCUUAUGGUUUUACACUCAAAUGGUCUUUGGAAUUUGACGAAUCUAAAGACUUCCUGGACAAAGCGCUUGCAGAAUACGGGGAAAGAUCCGUCAUGCUGAUAUCCUUUGGGAUGAUAUUUUGGCCAACAAGACAGGAGUACAUUGAAGAGGUACUAGAAGUCCUGAUUGAGAAAGAAUUCCCAUUUAUCAUCUACCUAAAUACGGCACCACUCGCCACACUGUCCAACAACUUGAUCGAAAAGAUAAAGAUGUCAUGCCUUGGACUUGUGCCCAAGCGUAUCAAUCAACAAGAGAUUUUAAACCAUCCAGUUAGUCCCAGCCUUGUGCUAGGGUGA
Molecule: messenger RNA, 951 nt
Organism: Psilocybe cubensis
Lineage: Eukaryota; Fungi; Basidiomycota; Agaricomycetes; Agaricales; Agrocybaceae
Exons: 6
Coding region: 1-951 (316 amino acids)
Source: RefSeq, a predicted model, not a curated record